This is a messenger RNA of Elaeis guineensis (African oil palm), 1759 nucleotides long. RefSeq lists its product as uncharacterized. The record is from RefSeq and is a predicted model, not a curated record. NCBI's taxonomy places the organism in Eukaryota, Viridiplantae, Streptophyta, Magnoliopsida, Arecales, Arecaceae.
UGGGACAAAUUUUGGCGUGGUCUCUCUCUUUUUCUCGCAAGAAGAGAAGUCCAGGAACAAGGAAAAGUAUUCUUCCUCAUUGAAUUGUUUUCCUGUUCAUCUUUCCCCAUAGAUCAUUUAACCACUUAAAUUGUUGUAAAUCCCUUGAUUUCUAUCUGGGGUCCCCAAUACGGCUAUUGCUAAUUUUCUUGGUCGCUUUAUGAUGAUUUUCUAAGCACCUAAGGCCCUAUUUUUUAACAUUACUGAUUGAUUUGUUUUCUAGCCUGAGGUAAACGCUUUAUUUCAGCUUGCAGUCUUCUCUCAUGCAUGGUUCUCUUAAUCUUCCAUAAAAUGGGAAUUUUUCUCACAUUUUGAUUCUUCCUUCUUUGGUACAUUUUUGGUCAAGAAUUCUAUUCUCAUCCCCUCCCAUCUUGCUUGACAUUCAGCAAGAUCAAUUAUUAUCGCGCAACAAAUUAAGAAGAAAUUGCUUUCUAGAUUUGAUUAAAGUAUCCACAAUUUCUAUAUCUUCGAGGAGUCGAGUUCUCACCUGAUACCGGCGAAUUUGAUUCAUAUAUGGAGGCGGCAAGUGCCAACCUUGCACGUUCGUCCAGCGAGAAGCAUGUGGAGGAACCGGCAAGCAACAAGACGGCACAAUGCUCGGUGAUCUCCAUCUACCAGGCCAAUAUUUUGGGGUUGCCCCGAAAUGUGACGGUUGUUUGGAGCAAGAACCUCAUCAACCACUCCCUCUCGGUCUCCGUGGAGAAGUCCAACGGUGACAGCCCCUUCACAUGCAAGGUGGACCUAAAGCCAUGGCCCUUUUGGAGCAAGAAGGGCUUCAAGUCCUUCGAGAUCGACGGCAAGCGCGUCGACAUCUACUGGGACCUCCGGUCGGUUAAGUUCUCCAAUGGCCCCGAGCCCUCAGGAGGCUACUACGUCGCGCUUGCAUGCGAUGAGGAGGUGGUCCUCCUGCUGGGGGACUGCAAGAAGGAAGCGUACAAGAGGACGAAAUGCCGGCCCGCGUUGGAGAGCGCAGCAUUGGUGUCCAAGAGGGAGAAUGUGUUUGGCAAGAAGUGUUUCACUACGAGGGCCAGAUUCGAUGAGAGGAAGACGAAGGAGCACGACAUCAUCGUGGAGAACUCGAUCUCAGGAGCCAAGGAUCCGGAGAUGUGGAUUAGCAUCGAUGGUGUCGUUCUGAUCCAUGUGGACAACCUCCAAUGGAAGUUCCGGGGGAAUGAGACGGUGAUGGUUGAGAAGGUGCCGGUGCAAGUGUUUUGGGACGUGCAUGACUGGCUGUUCGGGGCCCCGGGAACGGGGCAUGCCUUGUUUAUAUUCAAGCCUGGGGUACCAGGGGCUGCAGCAGAGGAAGACCGCAAUGGGACUGAGGGGUGUAGUAGUAGUUCGGGUCAGAAUGGCACUGCAAGCUCUCCGGCUCCAGAGUUCUGCUUCUUUCUUUGCGCUUGGAAGACGGAGUGACUGAUUCACGAGUCAGUCAGUCCCAGCGUCAUCCCCGAAGGCUAAGAUGUUCCGAGGAGCACUAUAUGUGAAACAUAAGAAACAUACGAGGUCUGGCACGAUGUUUUCAAUCUGAAUAUAAAAAGAGCUCUCUCCCAUCUUACACUCCCAUGCGAUGUACUUUUGAAUUCUGGAUGUUGUAAUGAUGGAGAACCCGUCAUUCGAUCGUUAAGAAUAUAUUAUUGAACUGCAGGAGACUUGACAAUAUCGUAUCGGGUGGUUAUUUUGAUUAGCUAAGUAUAAGCUACUGCGACGAUGGCUUUUGAAG